GCUCUUUUGGGGACGGACGCAAUAUCACUUCCUGUUAUUGCCAACGCAUCUUCGAAAGCAGCAAUAGACGGGAUUUAUUUCUCGUUUCUGCCUUUAUAUUUGUAUUUUAACGUCCACUCUUCUUGACAGUAAGUAUAAACCUGUCAAAGAGGAUGCCUCUCUCGGAGCGGUCGAGCUCCGGCAGCCCCCGGAGCCCCCGGAGCCCCCGGCCCCGCGGGCCCCGCUCCCGCAGCCGCGAGGGCAGCCUGUCCCCCGACAGCUUCGGGCCCAAACUCCCCAAACCGCGCAACCGGGAGCGGGAACGCGAGGACCGCGAGCGUCGGUUCAGAGAGGCGAGAAACAUCAGGCGGAUCCGCAUCGGGAGCCCAAGGCGGUCCCGGUCCCGGUCCCGGUCCCGGUCCAGGGAGAGACACAACAACACACAGAGCAACCACUGGUCCGAGCAGCGCGACAACAACGGGAAAUACGGAGGAUUCAAGGAGGACCACUACUACGAACAGCAGAGGGACGAUCUGCAGAGACAGAGACAAGAGGCGUUUAUUGCCAGGCGUCUUCAGGAAAGGGAGAGGAUUGGUGAGCUUGGUUGCUCUGAAGUUUGGGGAUAUUCACCAAGAGUGAAAGAACCAGACUCUGAUGAAUUCACACCUGUUGAAGAAGACAAGAAAAACAACCAAUCAGAAUCCAGCUCAGAAGAUGAAAAGAAGAAAAAGAAAAAGAAGAAAAAGAAGUCCAAGAAAAGAAAGAACAAGAAGCACUCGGAGGACAGUGACCUGGAAUCAGAUUCAGAUGAAGAGGAAAUAAAGAAGAAGAAAAAGAAAAAAAAGAGCAAAAAGUCUAAGAAGUCCAAAAAGAAGAAGGUGAAGAAGAGCCGCAAAGAGUCCAGUGACUCCAGCAGCGAGGACUCUGGAGAAGAGGAGGAGGAUGAAGAAGAUCCCAAUGGAGUGAUGUGGGUGGAGAGAACCUGCGAGGAAGAACAUUUAGUCGGGCCCGAGGCUCCGCUCACUCACAUGUCCCAGGAUGACAAACCGUUGGAUUUCGGUCACGCCCUGUUGCCAGGUGAAGGUGCUGCUAUGGCAGAGUACGUGAAAGCCGGUAAACGUAUCCCAAGAAGAGGAGAAAUUGGUCUCACCAGCUGUGAGAUCGCAGACUUUGAGAAGUCUGGCUACGUCAUGAGCGGCAGCAGACAUCGUCGUAUGGAGGCCGUGCGUCUGAGAAAGGAAAACCAGAUCUACAGCGCGGAUGAAAAGAGAGCUCUAGCCUCCUUCAACCAGGAAGAGAGGAGAAAGAGGGAGAGCAAGAUCUUGUCGAGUUUCAGGGAGAUGGUGUACAGAAAAACCAAAGGAAAGGAGGAGAAGUGAUGUUAAUAGAUUUUGUUCUGUUUGUGGACAGCUGUAGCGUUUGUCUGCAGACUUCAUUUGGAGCUUUAUUUCUGGAAAAUGUACCUGUAUCCAGUGUCAGUGGGAUUUCAGUUUUAAAUAAAUGCUUUCUCGUUCUAUCA
This is a messenger RNA of Cololabis saira (Pacific saury), 1498 nucleotides long. It is a transcript of the gene nkap, whose product is annotated as NFKB activating protein. The transcript has 8 exons. Gene Ontology annotation, biological process: regulation of gene expression. The record is from RefSeq and is a predicted model, not a curated record. Lineage: Eukaryota; Metazoa; Chordata; Actinopteri; Beloniformes; Belonidae. Gene Ontology annotation, cellular component: nucleus. The coding region runs from base 153 to 1358 and encodes 401 amino acids. Gene Ontology annotation, molecular function: chromatin binding.